AUGGGGUCCAUUAUAAACAGCCAGCUCCUCCGGUUCCGGGCAGAGUCCAAAGGGGAAGCACUGGCCGUCAGUUUGUACUUUACGAAAGCCUUCGCUCAGGUUAACGUACCAAAACAACGCAGGACUUAUUGCAAGAAAUGCAAGGUUCACAAAGUACACAAAGUGUCACAGUACAAAAAAUCCAAGGAAAGGCAUGCUGCUCAGGGUAGAAGACGUUAUGACCGCAAACAACAAGGUUACGGUGGACAGUCAAAGCCCAUCUUCAAAAAGAAGGCUAAAACUACUAAGAAAAUUGUGCUCCGUCUUGAGUGUGCAGAUUGCAAAGUGAGGUCCCAAGUGGCUCUAAAGAGAUGUAAGCACUUUGAGCUUGGAGGAGACAAAAAGAGGAAGGGACAGAUGAUUCAGUUCUAG
This is a messenger RNA of Pieris macdunnoughi, 411 nucleotides long. The record is from the annotation of a GenBank genome assembly. NCBI's taxonomy places the organism in Eukaryota, Metazoa, Arthropoda, Insecta, Lepidoptera, Pieridae.